Molecule: messenger RNA, 424 nt
Organism: Bombus terrestris (buff-tailed bumblebee)
Lineage: Eukaryota; Metazoa; Arthropoda; Insecta; Hymenoptera; Apidae
Product: immediate early response 3-interacting protein 1-like
Exons: 3
Biological process (GO): endoplasmic reticulum to Golgi vesicle-mediated transport
Cellular component (GO): endoplasmic reticulum membrane; COPII-coated ER to Golgi transport vesicle; Golgi membrane
Source: RefSeq, a predicted model, not a curated record
UAUUCUCAAUGUUAUCAUUCAUCAUAUCGAUAUAAUGUGGCGUUUACACUUUGGACACUUUUUGAAGCGACUGUGUUAUGUUUGAAUGCGAUCUGCGUUUUAAACGAAGAAAGAUUUCUUGCAAAAGUUGGUUGGGCGUCGUGGCAAAAUGUUCAAGGCUUCGGAGAACCUCCUACAGUAAAGUCACAAAUUUUGAACCUUAUUAGGUCCAUACGAACGGUGGCACGAAUUCCAUUGAUAUUCCUAAAUAUCGUUACAAUAAUUGUGAAUAAUUGGUGCUUGGGUGAAAGAAACGAUUGAUGGUGUAAAUAAAAGGACAAUGCGCUGUGAAAAGUGAUGUACAUAAACGCAAAAUUACAUUCUUUUAUUUUUACCUUUGUAUCGAAGAGUAAAGUAUUUUUUAUUAUAUCGUGUUUCAGCAUAA